Molecule: messenger RNA, 5495 nt
Organism: Dromaius novaehollandiae (emu)
Lineage: Eukaryota; Metazoa; Chordata; Aves; Casuariiformes; Dromaiidae
Product: CMP-N-acetylneuraminate-poly-alpha-2,8-sialyltransferase
Exons: 5
Coding region: 357-1436 (359 amino acids)
Biological process (GO): N-glycan processing; oligosaccharide metabolic process
Molecular function (GO): alpha-N-acetylneuraminate alpha-2,8-sialyltransferase activity
Source: RefSeq, a predicted model, not a curated record
GGGAGGGAGGUGCUAGCCCCGCCCCCGGGCCGCCGCCGCCGCCGCGAUCGCACCGGGGCCGGGCCGGGGCCGCAGCCGCAGCCGGAGCCGGAGCGGGGCAGCGCGGCGCAGGGAGCGCGGGGCGCGCAGCGGGCGGGUGCCCGCGCGGCGCGGAGGCAGCCGCGAGCGGGGAGCGCGGGGAAGGGGGCGAAGGGAGGCAAACUCGCCCCGACGCCGCCCGCGCCGCCCUGCCCGUUUCGCUCCCUCGGUCCUCGCGGCCGGUGCGCGCGGGCGCGGAGCCGCGGGAGCCGCGCGGCGCGGGGGCGCAGCGCGCCCGGAGACAAAGGGAAGGGGCGGGGGCCGCGCCCGCAGGAGACAUGCGCUCGGUGCGGAAGCGCUGGACGGCGUGCACCAUCAGCAUCCUCCUCAUCGUCUACAAGACAAAGGAGAUCGCGCGCCCCGAGGAGCGCCGGGAGGCCCCGCUGCCCGGAGAUGGUGAGCUGAGUUUGAGUAGAUCAAUGAUCAAUAGCUCUGAUAAAAUAAUUCGAAAGGGUGGCUCCUCAAUCUUCCAGCACUCUGUAGAAGGUUGGAAAAUCAAUUCCUCAUUGGUACUGGAGAUAAGGAAGAACAUUCUCCGGUUCUUGGAUGCUGAAAGAGAUGUCUCGGUGGUCAAAAGCAGCUUCAAGCCAGGAGACGUAAUCCAUUAUGUGCUGGACAGGCGUCGCACCCUGAACAUCUCGCAGGAUUUGCACAGCCUCCUCCCUGAGGUUUCCCCGAUGAAGAACCGGCGAUUUAAAACCUGUGCAGUUGUUGGAAAUUCGGGCAUCCUUCUGGACAGCGGAUGUGGAAAGGAGAUUGAUAGCCAUGACUUUGUAAUAAGGUGCAAUCUAGCUCCUGUGGUGGAGUUUGCUGCAGAUGUGGGAGCUAAAUCUGAUUUUAUUACCAUGAAUCCAUCAGUUGUACAAAGAGCGUUUGGAGGCUUUCGGAAUGAGAGUGACAGAGAAAAAUUUGUGCAUAGACUAUCCAUGCUGAAUGACAGUGUCCUUUGGAUCCCUGCUUUCAUGGUCAAAGGCGGAGAGAAGCAUGUGGAGUGGGUUAAUGCAUUAAUCCUUAAGAAUAAAUUGAAAGUGCGAACCGCCUAUCCAUCACUGAGACUUAUUCAUGCUGUCAGAGGCUAUUGGCUGACAAACAAGGUCCACAUCAAACGGCCCAGCACCGGUCUCCUCAUGUAUACGCUUGCCACCAGAUUUUGUGAUGAAAUUCACCUGUAUGGAUUUUGGCCAUUCCCAAAAGAUUUACAUGGAAAACCAGUCAAAUAUCAUUAUUAUGACGAUCUAAAGUAUCGGUACUUUUCUAAUGCCAGCCCUCAUAGGAUGCCACUAGAGUUUAAAACUUUAUAUGUACUGCAUAACAGAGGAGCACUUAAACUAACAACGGGGAAAUGUGUACAGCAAUAAAGCACAUGUAAAGUACAAUAAGAAGUCCAGAAUAUGCACUUCAUCAUAAAGAUGUUGUGGAAUGGCAAUGGGGUCCCAGCGAGGAUAUAUUUCAAUACCCGCUAAGCCAUUGGAAAAGGAAUUUUAUCAGAAGUACAUAACCAGCUACUAUACCUGUAAAGUGCUAUAAAACAAAGCUAUCUUGACUGCAAGGGUUCAAGUAAGUGCCACUUUCACUAAGAACAAAGCUUGAAUGUAUACUCAGUAGUGUUUACAGGAUCCAGUGAUAUAUUUGUCAUGAAUUAAAGAAGAAACAAAUGGACUGCCUAUUGCUGACUUGCCACUGUGGCCAGAGAGCUUAUCGAAGAAAUCCCCGGUGGAUGGGGCAGUUUCUCGAGGAAAUACGCCAGGCUUUGGCAGAGAAGCUCACGAUGGGAUUGCGCAGAGAAAGCAAAGUCCGUAAGAUCAAGCAGAUCAAGCAAAUGCCUUCAGUCAGGGGACUGUUUCUGAUCUUGUAUUAUAACCUCAGCUUUUGUUGCUGUUUUUCUUAUUGUUGUUGGCUGGGUUUUGUUGCUUCUGGGUACUGAAACCCUUCAAGGAUUUUGAGGAUGUUAUGAAUAAUUAAAAGUAUGUAUCUUAAGGAAUUGUCUUAGGAGAAAAAAAUUCGUAAGGGAGGGAGGGUGGAGGGAAACAUCAAAUAUUUUAUCAAUUGUUAUUGUGUUGUAACCUGCUGUCGCACAACUCUCAACCUCCCAGAUGUUUUUCUAGCUACAGCUGUCAGUACCCACUACAUGGAACCGCUCAGAGAUUGGUCAUUUUGAGCCUUUUUAAAGAGAGGUUUUUCGGUUUUAUUCAGAUCUGAAGACUCACUUAGAAAAAGGUGCCCUUAUUUUUGGUACCAAAGAUUACUCUUAUUUUGUAUACACGAUUUUUCCUUUUCUUGAAGAAAAUUCAUAUGAUAUUUCUUUGCUGCUGAAGGAAACAUUUUCUGGAUCUUUUAUUUACAGUAAUUUAUAUUGUUUAAAUUGUUUGCUUGAAGCAUCUCAAACAAAGCCUCUUUACUGACUUUGCCUGUAGAGUUUUAUUCUUCAGAAAAAUCUGCAGGAGCAAAGAGAUUAUCUCAUACAUUCAAAUAUAUAUGAUUUUUAUUCCUAACUGAAAGGAAAACAAGAAGUCUAGAGGAACUCAGCUGACAUAUUGGAACAAACUAAAAGAAAAAAGACUUAGCCAAUUAAAUGGAAAAUAAAGGUACUGUAGAGGAAACAGUUCUUUCAAAACUUAAAUUUCUCAUGGUAUUGAAUAAUACAUCUCUCUAAUAUACCUCUUUUGUAUCAGCUUGAUGUAGGGGUGUGUAAUUGACUGAAGUAACGCAGAGCUGUAUUAUCUCACGUUGAUUUUUCUGAACAGCAUUCCUUCUGUUUAUCCACAAAACCAACCAUUCUUUUGCUCCCUCCUUUCAGAAAAGAGAACAAGAAAUUGGAGGAGCGAGGGGAGGCAGACUGUCAGUACGACGUACACAGAGUUACAAAACCUGUGUGCGUACGGUUGGUUUUAGCUCUACAGGAGCAGGUAAAGCAGGCCACUUGCUUCCAUCGUUUUCACGACAGGCUAGGCUAAGGAGGAGGCAUGCGGAUACAACAUAUGUGUAUUUUGCUGUUAUGUUUUCAGCUCUAGGAUAGGUCCUUAUCUCCAAAUAUUAUAUCCACUGUACAUAUCAGACCUUGAGCUAGCUUGGAGAACUUCAUGUGUAGCACAAAACCCAAGAACAAUUAGCAGUUAAAAAAAUGCCACUUUUUACCCAUGUUUCCUGUUAAGUUCACAUAUGCAUGACUAGAGGUCUGUGAUUAUGCAAAUUUAGUAGCCUAAAUCCCCAACUUGCAGCCGGUUUUGCUAGAGGCUGGUGUGAAAUAGAAAGUCGUCCUGCCAUAGCUAGGAAACAGUAGCAGUCUCCUGUUCACCAGUGUCUCCAACCCAGGACAGUUUACUUUGGCUGUAUGCCAAAGUGUGAGAUAUGGUCCUAAUCAGAUCAGCAUUGAAACCAAGGCAUCACUAGGAACUUAAUAGCAAUACAGACUGGAAUGUAUUUAAUUUGUUGUUGGUCAACCACACAGUGUUAUAUGUACACUGUAAGCUUGAAGUUUAAGACAAAUUUGCUUGGUGAAAGAUGUGUGUAUUCCUCUUCUUUCUGCUGGGUUUUGCUGCUUUUUUUUUCUUUUUGACACAUUUUGUAUACACUGAUUGACUUUCUAUUGAGAUAAAGGGUUCACAGAUGUCAGUCCCACAGAAGCUCAGAGAAGUGCCUGUUUAGCUUUAUCUGUUCCUCUGGGAAUGUGCUCUCUUCUUUGCUCCGCUGUCAGGCCAUCAACAAAAAGGGAAUUCACGUUGACUACAAUAUGAACUGACAGGUGUUUUUUUCACUUCAGGAAAGGUUUUAAUACACCAAUAUGAUUAUUUCUCUGAGAGAAAAGUAGAUGGAGACACUAUAAUUCCUCUGGUAGUAAAAUAAUAAUAAUAAUAAUAAUAAUAAUACUUUUGUAGUCGAAUAAAUGAAAACAAGGAGACAUUAAUGAUGAGGGAUAGAUGAGGGAAGUUGCCUUUAGAAGUCAGCAAAUGAAGGAUGGAGCAAAGACCCUGUUGGUGAGAGUCACAUCUGAUUCUCUGUGGGUGAGGUUAGCUGUAAUGCACAAGCCAUGGAGUCCAAAUUCCCACCCUAUUACUAAGUCUGGUCCAACGGGGCAGUUCAGGGCAAGUUUUCUCAGACUUGAUUUUGCGCAGGCCAUGACAGCAGCACCUCCUUCCAAGGCAACAGUAGCUCACCCAGAUCUUCUCACAACUGGCCCUUGCCCUCAGUUACUGCAUGCUUUCCACCUUCGUAUUGCACAUGGCUGGCACUGCCAGCCCCGCUCCUCAUUCCCAACCCUUGGCCACGCUCAGCCUCCCCUCUGGCUGGGACCUGGUCCGAUCUCCCCGCUGAGAGCAGAUGACUGCUCCCUGACCCAUGGCACAGCACAGGUGUGCUUUAUUAUGAUUAUCCUCUCUUAUCAUCCAACACUAUCAGUGACUAAUACAAAAUAGCUAGAAUAAAAAGAAGGAUCCCAAAUAUUAUAAUGAUAUCUGCCUUGGUGAGGAUCAACUGAGGAAUACCCUUCACCUGAGAAUUCCUCUAAUUUAUCUUCAAGAAGGUCAUAUCAAUUGCCAGCCAUGGUUCCUAGAAGUAUGCUAAAAAUAAGAACAGGGAGCUACAUCAGGACAGCAGACUGUGUAUUUUUCCAAAUCUCUUGGUAGCUCUACAUUGAAGAAUUGGAUUGCAUUCAGGUAAAUUUAUUAUGAAUUGUUUAUUAACAUAUAUGUUAAUGUUUCUGUGGCAGAGACUCUUUCUCGUAUUUCAUGAAAAUUAUCGAUAAAUUUAUCUGAUGGUUACGUUUUCAGCUUUGGGACAAUUCUUUCUCCCUCAGCUCUGAGCCACUCUCCCGACUUGAGAUCUACUGAACCUUUCAAACUUUGGCUGGUUUACAUGAUCUGAUAUGUAAUAAGAAACCAGGCCUCAUUUAAUAAAUACUCUACCAUUCUUUUGUUAAAGAAUAAAAUCAUCACAUACUUAAGGUCAGCACCUUUUUUUUAAAACUGACUGCAAUUUGAAGAAAAGCCGAUGUGGGUUCAGUGCGUUUUUUCGUGUUUGAUCUGGCAGUGCUGAGCACGCCUUACUCACAGUGACUUUACUGGGAGUGACAUGUCCAGUACUUAGGUGGGCAUCUAGAUUGGCAUCUUUCAGGAUCUGACUCUUAAAUUGCACAUUAUUAUUUAUUUUUAAGAGCACUGUUACUUUGUGUAGGGAAAAGCACAAUUGUUCUAAAUGUAGAUAAAAUAAAGAAAGAGAGUUUACAGAGAGCAUCAUUCCUGCACAGUACUAUUGCUACUGAGCAUAUGUAAUACCAUUUCUGUGAUUUAAAGUAUUGAUAUGUAUUCUGUCAGGAUUGUCAUGUCUGACACUGUUUAAUAUUAUUUCAUGUACAGCUUUGGGGUAUUGUUUUAUUAUUUGUACAACUAUAAAAUAAACAAGUUUUUUCAUUUUUUCUGCUA